UACAAGCGCUAGUAGCGUUAGCUUUAUGGAUAUUUUGAAUUAGCUGGAAAACGACAGUCGCAGCGCGUUUGGUCACUUAUUUUUGUAACAAAGCAGCAAUGUCUUCAGCUGAGUAUCUGAGAGAGUUUGUUAAUGAGAGACUAACUGCUGCUGCUCAAGAAAUAUUCGGAGUUUUUCAUAAAACUAUCGUCGAGUAUGAAGAAGAGAUCGACCGUCAGAGGAGGCUGUUGGAUGUCGUUUGGAAACCUGAAAUAAAGUUACACAGGAUAGAGCUCCCACAGCAACAUGUGUGUAAGGAGGAGGAGGUUCUCUCUGAGCAGCAGCUCUGUAUUCAGGAGAGGAACUCCAGUGUGGACCAAGAGGAGCCAGAGCCUCCACAGAUUAAAGAGGAAGAGGAGGAACUCUGCACCAGUCAGGAGGGAGAGCAGCUUGUGCUGAAGCAGGAGACUGAUGCCUCCAUGUUGAUUCCUACUCAUGAGGAAAGAGACCACAGUGAAGAUCAGACUCUCAACUUCAGUCCUGAUGAUGCUCUAAGUGCAGCAGAGGAGGAGUUUGAGGUCAACACACCAGGUAUAAGCCCCGUGGUAUCAGAAGAGCACAGUUACCACCAGCUCAUCUACCACAACUCGUUUGAUAUUGAGAGCCGAGAUCAGAGAGGAGACAAACAUGGAGACUCAGAACCAAAACCAAAGAGAAGACAUUACAGUAACAAUGUCAGCAACUCAAACUUGUCAGAGAUUCAUCGUAAUACUCACGCAGGUAAAAAGUCUUUCAAAUGUGAAAAAUGUGGCAACAGUUUUAAAUAUAAAUCAGUAUUGUGGGAACACCUGAGAGUCCACACAGUUAAGAAGCCAUAUUCUUGCAAAAUGUGCGGAAAAGACUUUUUAUAUAGUAAUCGCCUGUCAGCCCACAUGAGAUCACACACAGGUGAGAGGCAGUUUAUAUGUAACACAUGUGGGGAAGCUUUUAAACGUAACUAUGAGCUGACAGUCCACAUGAGAAGAGCCCACACAGGUGAGAAGCCGUACCUUUGAAAGUUCUGUGGGAAAGGUUACUGUGAGAUGUCAGUGUUAAACAGGCAUGUGAGAAUCCACACAGGAGAGAAACCCUAUACUUGUAAAGCAUGUGGGAAAGAUUUCAGGCGUCAUGGUGACUUGUUGGUGCACAUGAGAACGCAUACUGGUGAGAAUCCAUAUACUUGUAAAAUAUGUGGGAAAGAUUUCCCAUAUAACAGUGACUUUAUGGUUCACAUGAGAAUCCACACAGGGGAGAGGCCGUAUAUUUGUAAAAUAUGUGGGAAGGAUUUCAGACGUCCUGAUGGCUUGCUGCUCCAUAUGAGAAUUCACACAGGUGAGAAGCCGUUCACUUGCAAAAUAUGUGGAAAGGAUUUCAGACGUAAGUGUGAAGUGACAGUCCACAUGAAAAGAGCCCACAGUAGUGAGAAGCUGUAUGUUUGCAACACCUGUGGGAAAACAUUCUGUGACAUGUUUGUAUUGAAGAGACAUAUUAGCAUCCACACAGGUGAAAAGCCAUACACCUGUAAUACAUGUGGGAAAGAUUUCAGACUUAAUAGUGACUUGUUGGUUCACAUGAGAAUCCACACGGGUGAGAAGCCGUAUACCUGCAAACUAUGUGGAAAAGAUUUUGGAUACAAUAGUGACUUGACAGUCCACAUGAGAAUCCACACAGGUGAGAGGCCAUUUUCUUGCCAAACAUGCGGGAAAGACUUCAGACGUAACGAUAGCUUACUGCGCCACAUGAAAAUCCACACGGGUGAGAAGCCGUACUAUUGUGAAACAUGUGGGAAAGAUUUCAGACGGAACUACGAACUGACAGUCCACAUGAAGAGAGCUCACGCUGAUGAGACACCGUACCUUUGCAAGACCUGCGGGGAAAGAUUCCUAUCAGAAUCUGAAUUGGAAAGUCAUAUCAGUGUGCAUACAGACCAGUUGUUUCCUAUUGACAAUGACACAAGUGAGGAGCCACAUAAUGGCAGCACUUGAAGGGAAAGUUUUACUGAAAUCACGUACUUGGGGAAAAAAGCAGAAGAGCAACAUAACACAAGAGAAACCAUAGAGUUGAGACGUAUUCACCAAAUGAAUAAAACACACUUUUGCAGUAGCUACAUCUCCUUACCCGAAUAUAUCAUGUUUUCAAUACAGAUGAGAUGUCAGUAUCUUGUUGUAAAGUGUCCCUUCACAUGACUGUAUUACUUAUAUUUCAGUUGGCUAAAUAUUUCUCUGAGAAAACUGUAAUCUGUCAAAUAAAGGAAAAUGUUAG
Messenger RNA from Epinephelus lanceolatus (giant grouper), 2280 nucleotides. RefSeq lists its product as uncharacterized. Gene Ontology annotation, biological process: regulation of transcription by RNA polymerase II. The record is from RefSeq and is a predicted model, not a curated record. Gene Ontology annotation, molecular function: DNA-binding transcription activator activity, RNA polymerase II-specific; RNA polymerase II cis-regulatory region sequence-specific DNA binding. Gene Ontology annotation, cellular component: nucleus. Lineage: Eukaryota; Metazoa; Chordata; Actinopteri; Perciformes; Serranidae.